This is a messenger RNA of Cylicostephanus goldi, 267 nucleotides long. NCBI's taxonomy places the organism in Eukaryota, Metazoa, Nematoda, Chromadorea, Rhabditida, Strongylidae. The record is from the annotation of a GenBank genome assembly.
AUGCUUAAGUGGCGAUUACUGUUAGGUGUCACGAACGUCGGGACAUACGGCAUAGUGGCGCAUGUGGAAUUAGCGCUAGUGCGCACCAACAUGGAUUACGGAGGCUACUUCACUCAGCAAGCUGCUUCGGGCAUCGACGGUUCGGUGCCGAACCCAUUCCAGCUAAAUGCUAAUUUCAAUCUGAACAAUAGCGCUGGAUACACUAAUGGAGCGCAAACGCAAAUCUACGGACAGUACACAAACCCGUACCUUACGGGAAAUCGGUAA